UGCCCCGCCUCAUUUUCCGGAAGACUCGUUCGACCAUCAUGGCGCUAGUAAAGAGUGUCUACAAUCUGCUUUUCAGAAGAACAUCAACUUUCGCCAUAACUAUCAUGGUGGGAGCUGUUGUUUUUGAGAGGGCGUUUGACCAGGGUGGAGACGCAAUAUUUGACAACAUAAAUCGGGGGAAACUCUGGAAACACAUCAAACACAACUAUGAGCAGAAGAGUGAGGAAUAAGUCUUGGAUUUGAUGCAGCUUCCGAAAUGUUCAUUCUACCAUCAUCCCAUUUCCUGAUGUGACCCAUCUGGAUCAGCCUCUGGUUUAGCUGUGUCUUACAGCGGAUGUGUGAUAUCUCUUCCAGCUGGAAUGGUCUGGGCACAUGUACAGAGACUGACUAGUAUUCCCAAAUCCUGAUAACAUGUCACGUGACCACCGUUAUUGUGUGAAAUGUCACCUUUGUAAUUUAUGCGUUGAUAACUUGAUUUUCUGUGAAUAAACCCAACAACCCACAGUUAUUUAAAA
Messenger RNA from Paramisgurnus dabryanus, 515 nucleotides. It is a transcript of the gene uqcr10, whose product is annotated as ubiquinol-cytochrome c reductase, complex III subunit X. Gene Ontology annotation, biological process: mitochondrial electron transport, ubiquinol to cytochrome c. Lineage: Eukaryota; Metazoa; Chordata; Actinopteri; Cypriniformes; Cobitidae. Gene Ontology annotation, cellular component: respiratory chain complex III. The record is from RefSeq and is a predicted model, not a curated record.